CUGACGUGCUUACACUGCGGCAUGUGUGACGUGCCGGCUGUUUCCAUGCGCGUGCAUGCGGGUCCUCCCUGUUCGUCGCUUACUUGGGCUGUUGCGAUGACGCAACCUAUUGUCUUUAACAACUCGCUGCCCCUACCUGAAAGACACAACAGUAUUUCGCUAGAAACCUGCCUAACUCCUCAUCAAGAAAUAUGACGGAAUUCCAGAGUUUCCACUUCUGGGUCAGAUGCUGAAAUUGGGGCACCAUCCUUUGCAAGGCCGAGUGCAGUGAUUGAAAUGGAAAAAUACUCCGUGGGAAGCCGAAAGGCGCUGGAAAAUGUCGACGGCCUAGGAACGGGCACUCUUCCCCCGUUGGAAGAACAGACGGGAAUGACCAUCGCAUCGGGAGCUGACGGCGAACCGUCCAGCUACGAAAACAUGGUGGAAGUGAACGGCGCCAUUGAGGUCAUUAGCAAAGGCGCAACCUUUGAUGCCGACAGGGAGGAUGCUGAUAAGGACCGCUGCGAUUGCGAGGAGGAAGAGGAAGAGGUCCGGAGGGAAGGAUGGGGAAAUAAAGUAGACUUUAUCAUGGCAUGCAUCGGCUACGCGGUGGGCUUAGGAAAUGUCUGGAGAUUCCCCUAUCUCUGCUACAAAAAUGGAGGAGGCGCUUUCCUGGUGCCAUAUUUCAUCUCGCUGGUAGCCUGCGGGGUACCAAUGUUCUUCAUGGAAGUGUCGCUAGGCCAGCUCAUGCAGACGGGCGGCAUCGGCACCUGGGACGUCUUUCCCGCGCUCAAAGGCGUUGGACUUGCGGCCGCGAACAUAGCCGCUAUGCUGAACAUCUAUUACAUCGUCAUCUGCGCCUGGUCGAUCUUCUAUUUUUUCGCCUCCUUCAGCAGCCCCCUUCCUUGGCGCAGUUGCCGAAACGACUGGAACAACGUCUACUGUCUAGACAGGGAACUCCAGGAUAAUCUGACGGUGGAGGCCAGGAAUGAGUCUUUUCUGACCACAAAUGGAUCCCUUCUGCACCGAAACCUGUCCGAAUCACCAGCGCAACAGUAUUGGGAACGCAGGGUACUGAGCGUUUCGACCGGUAUGAACGUCGUGGGCAGCGUGCGGUGGGAGCUGGUGGGCUGCGUAGGGCUAGCCUGGGUCUUGACGUUCCUCUGCAUCUGGCGCGGAGUCAAGACAACGGGAAAGAUCGUCUGGUUCACCGCCCUAGUCCCGUAUGUGAUCCUGCUCAUUCUCCUAAUAAACGGUUUACUGUUGGAAGGUUCAAUGGACGGGCUUCGCUUUUACGUCACGCCCACGUUUGACAAACUUGGAGAACCUACGGUAUGGGUUGAUGCUGCCACACAGAUCUUCUUUUCCUAUGGCGUCGGCAUCGGCUCGCUGAUUUCUCUCGGUAGCUACAAUCCUUACAGGAACAACUGCUUUUUCGAUACAAUAGUGGUUGGAGUAGUCAACGCGGCAACCAGUCUAUUUGCGGGACUGGUUAUCUUUGCUGUUCUUGGUUACAUGGCCUUCAUUCAAGACGUACAUGUGAAGGACGUUGUUGACGAGGGCCCCGGUUUAGCGUUUGUGGCCUACCCAACUGCUGUGGACACCAUGGCGGGUGCACCAUUCUGGUCGGUUCUAUUCUUCGGCAUGUUAAUAAUGCUUGGAUUGGACAGUCAGUUCUGCGUGGUCGAGGGCUUCGCUACAUCCAUCAUGGACGCCUGGCCGAGGAUGAACCUCAGGAAGAGACGGACAUUAUUCCUCGUUUCCAUCUGCGUCCUGGACUUCUUCCUCAACCUGUUCUGUAUCACUGAGGGAGGUAUCUACAUCUUCCAGCUGAUGGACAGCUAUGCCGCCAGCGGGAUGCCGCUGCUGUGGGUGGCCGGCUGGGAGUGCAUGGCCAUCUCGUACGGCUACGGCGCCCGGCGCUUCUACGGCGACAUCGGCUCCAUGCUCACUUUCAAACCGGGGUGGUUCUGGCCGGUGAGCUGGAUGGUUCUCACUCCGGUGGUGUCCUUUGGUAUCUUUCUCUUCAGUCUGAUCGCCUACCAAGGACCCAAAUACGGUGAGGACUAUACCUAUCCCAAGACGGGAGAAAUGCUGGGUUGGUUGAUGGCUCUGGCACCCAUGCAGUGGAUACCAACCUACGCCGUCUAUCUCUACUUUUCUACCCCUGGGACUGUCCGAGAGCGUCUUCACGUCAUGACCACGCCCAGGGUGUUCCCCAAAAUACCGGUCCAGGCCCCUCCCAGCAACGACCGAGCACCUCCCGAUGACGAGCUCCCGAUGACGCACCUGGACACGACGCAGCGGGUACCGGAGGACCCUCCCCCGGGCUUCAAGACGAUAACAGCCCGAAAAGCGAACGCCGACGACAGGCAACAUUACGACCAUGCAUAGAUUUCAUUUCCAUGUAGUUAAUAGAUUUUUUUGUGGUAAAUUAAUCCUUAUUCUUUAAAAACAAAUUCCCUAUUGCUCUUUUCAGUCAGCUACUAUUCCACUUAUUUCUUAGUAUUUCUCUCUAUUUGCUUGCUUACUCGAUGUUGGAAGUGUAAUAUGGAUAUGGAGGCUUAUGCUUUUAUAAAUAAAAUGCUAGUAGUUAGUUAAAGUGCCAUAUUCUUAAUUUUGAUUACUAGGCCUACACUUACAGAGAUGGACCCCAUAGUUUCAAUUAUUGGCGGGUCGGUGGGGAGGGGUAGGCAAAAGGCGCCAUGUCCCCCACGAUGCUUUUUGAUCGUGUAAUACAUUUGUAUAUGUACAUGCAUAAUGCCGACGAGUUUUGCUUUCACUCCUGAGAAAGGCUAUAAAGGUUUAAUACAUACAGAAUUCCUGAAUUUAUUUGCCCCUCGAUGAAAACAUUUUGGCUCCCUUGUAAGCAGUUUGUUCUGAAUCCGCCCUCCGUCAACUGUGGUUCUUAUUAUAUCAUAAAACAACAGUACACGCGCACACGUCAGGCAGAGCGUCGUCAGCGUGUACGGCACUGCGAAGUUCACUUCGCAACCUAGGCCUAUGUGGUCUUGCUUGUCCAUAUUACAUGUACUGGGCUGAGGCUGAUAACGAUUCAGGUGCCUAUGGAAGCCGUUGCGAGAUAGUAACUCGAAAAUUUUUAUUUUGUAAGUGGCCCUCAUACGCUUCCGUACAAAAUGGACACUACGCGGUUCGAGACUUCGUCACAAGGCGGACGCGCCACGAGUUUCAGGCUCAGCGCUCCCAUUGGACGAUUGGUGAAGUUGCGCGUUAACUUCCGGUCCCGUGGUUCCACAUUAACGGGCGAUCAAUGCAAAUAAUAAAAAAAAUAGUUUAAAAAGUUCGUGGCUAACCCCCAUUAAAAUUGAAACGAAAAGUUAU
This is a messenger RNA of Acanthaster planci (crown-of-thorns starfish), 3321 nucleotides long. Its product is annotated as sodium- and chloride-dependent GABA transporter 1-like. NCBI's taxonomy places the organism in Eukaryota, Metazoa, Echinodermata, Asteroidea, Valvatida, Acanthasteridae. Gene Ontology annotation, cellular component: plasma membrane. The record is from RefSeq and is a predicted model, not a curated record. Gene Ontology annotation, biological process: amino acid transport; sodium ion transmembrane transport; nitrogen compound transport.